Lactuca saligna is the source of this 465-nucleotide messenger RNA. The record is from the annotation of a GenBank genome assembly. Lineage: Eukaryota; Viridiplantae; Streptophyta; Magnoliopsida; Asterales; Asteraceae.
AUGUUACUGACAUCUCUGGUAGAAGCACCGCCUCAAAUGCUUGGAUACAUUUAUUCCUCUUUCGUCUUCCCCCUUUUGCGACAAUAUCAACAAACCUCAUCGAUCAACAAACCCCUUCCAGGAUUGCUUCCAAAAUUGAACGACGGUUUCUCAUCGCCUGGUACAACCGACCGGCUCCGCUGCUUCCACUUUCCUAUUCCGAUGAGUCCGACGAGAGGGAAAGACAGAGGCCGGAGGUUGAGGAAUUUCGAUGAGGGGCUGGUCACGGUGGUGGCAGGAGUUGCUCCAACGGCUCCCGUUGCUUUGUUCCCGACGAUUUCGUCGAGUGGGAAAGGGCAGGGAACAAUCCGAUCACCACACACGAGUUCGGUGGUGAAUUUAGGUCAAGAGAUAGUGUUUCUUGGAUGGUGCUCGCUUGGCACAACAACACCACCACCACCACCAUCACAUGCCUUCUUCUUCUGA